Eriocheir sinensis (Chinese mitten crab) is the source of this 10602-nucleotide messenger RNA. Its product is annotated as cortactin-binding protein 2-like. The record is from RefSeq and is a predicted model, not a curated record. Gene Ontology annotation, molecular function: protein binding. Bases 189 to 5405 code for a protein of 1738 amino acids. NCBI's taxonomy places the organism in Eukaryota, Metazoa, Arthropoda, Malacostraca, Decapoda, Varunidae. The transcript has 19 exons.
GGCGGAGCAUUGUUGGAACCCAGGAAUGGAGGAGUGGAGGUGUCUGGGAGGGAGUGAGUGAUGCACGAUGCUCCCACCAGAGACUACGCCCUCCCGUGCAUAGCUGGUGUUAAAUAUGGCACCGAGGCCGACUUAGUGGCUCGUGUGGGCUGCAGUGAGGCGGUGAGAGAGAAGGUGUGACAAAAGAUAUGGCGUCGAGUAGCCCGCACCCAGACACCCACCAAGACACACCUCCGGAUUUCACUCCCGUCGUCUCCUCCACCUCCUCCACCUCCACCUCGCCCUCACCUCCAGCAGUCACCAUGGCGGGGGCGACGGCUGCCAGUCCCCAGAAGAGCUCACACCAACAGGGGCAGCCGUUCGAGCCCCUGGACAAGGCCGCCAGCCAGACCGUCAAGCUGAACCCCAAGCUAGAGUUGAGCCGGAAUGACCUCCUGCGGCUCCUCUCUUACAUGGAGGGGGAGCUGCAGUCCCGGGAUGUGGUCAUAGCCACCCUCAAGACUGAACGCGUCAAAAACCUCCUCCAGUAUGGGCGGGUGGGACUGAGUGACCCUUUCCUGGCACUGCAGAGGGACAGCAUCGGCGGUUCGGUGGUGCGGGGUGGUGGGGUGAACGAGGCGGAGCUGCGGGCCCUGGAGGAGACGCAGUUGGCCCAGCUGGAGCACCUCAUCGCCCAGCAGCGCAAGGCUCACCAGCGCAUGCGGCAUGUGCUAAGAGAGGCAGAGAAGCGACACUCUCGGGUGGUGGCGGAGCUUGAGGAGGAGAGGAGAAAGCAUGAGCACGACACAGCUCAGGGGGAUGAUGUAACUUAUGCCUUGGAGAAGGACCGCACUAGACUGAAACAGCCUGAGUUGAGGAUACUUAAGGAGCUUGAAGCAGAAAAGGCAGCCAAGAAGAAGGUAGAGAAAGAGCUUAGAAAAGUACAAGAAACUCUAGAAGAGGAGCGAGGCCGUCAAAAGCAGAUCAUCUUGAUGCUGGUGGAGGAGAGGAAAAGAUUGGCGUUACAAUAUGUCGAGGAGAGGAAACGAUCAGAAGACCUUGCCCAGAUCCUUUCUGAAGAGAAGGGACGGAUUGAUUCCAUGGCUGAAGGUCUUGAGGAGGAAAGCAAGAAGUCCCUGCAGAUGGAAGCUGAGUUGGAAAAACAGCUGGCUGAUUUUGAUACUGAGCGACAACAGAUGAGAGGACAGCUGACCAAAAAAGAGGAAAGGAUCAGUGAGUUGGAGGCCCUUCUAGAGAAGCAGCAGCGGGAGGUGGACCACUACAAGAAGCAGCUGCAGGAGGCACAUAAUGUUGCUAUGUUCCAGCAGACGUUGUCAGUCUCGCCACCCCGCAUCGGCAUUGCCACCCGCCCUGCACCCCCCCAGCUGCCCGCCAAGCCUGCAACCCUCACCCAGCCCCAGCCCAGGAUGCCGGGUGCAUUAACUCCUCCCAAGAUCACUCCCCGUGUAAGAGCAUCUUCUCCAGGCCUGGAUGAGGUCACGGGAGUACCGCUGAACAUGGGCCUGAGUGUGGCCCCCCAUCACGUGUCCUCUGGCCCUGGUGCCACCAACCCUUCCCACAGCGUUCCUCCUGGGGUAGCCGCUAUGAGCAGUGUGACAAAGGCGGUACAACUCACUGCUACAGUCAACUCUGUGCCCGUGGCUGGCCCAACUACAGGUAUUGCACGAGGGGUCCAGCCAGGCGUGGGGCUGCGGCCGGUGAUGUACAGCGUGUCAACCUCAGAGGUGACCAGGACAGUGACCACAGCAGCCAAGAGCUACAGCGUAAGCGAGAACGAGGCCGGGUGGACGGGAGGCAGCGAGGGUGAGGUGCCGGGCAGCUUGGCAGGAGGGGUGCCGGGGGCGGUGGAGCGCGGGGUGGUGCGGGUGACAGGCCCAGCAGGGGAGGCCAGGAGUCAGGCUCAGGUGGUGCAGGUAACCCCCCGGGUGAAUGUGUCUGCCUCUCCUGGCACCAAGGUGAUAACCACCACCCACGGGGGCAAGGUGACCUUUCACGUGACCACCAACGCGCCCACCACCACCGCUGCCCCUGCACCCCCAGCCUCCAAUGGGCAGCAGCAGCAGACCCUAACCCAGACCUCAACCAUGAUCAAGAAGCCUCCACCACCCACCAGAUCAACCCAGCCUGGGGGACCACCACCACCUGUUCCCCUCAACAAGCCCACAGCGGCCCCACCCGUGCCCCCCAACAAGCCAGCGGUGCCCCCUAAAAAAGAUCUGGUGACACGGGUGGGGGCGGGGGGACAGGGGGUCUCGGUGGAGCCAGGUACGCCCAUCAGUGUUGAGGUUAAGCCGCAGAAAGUUGGACCACAGACAGUUAAGUUUGGCAUCACAAUAUCAAAGACAGCAGCGAGUGGUGGCGGAGGCCAGCCGGCGGGCUCAGGUGGAGGCGGUGGCCAGGCAGUGGUGGGUGUGGGGUCUGGGGGCUCUGGAGGGGGAUCGGAGACCCCCGUGGCCCCCUCAGUGGAAGGGGGAGCGGUGUCCCCUCGCAGAGACGCGGCGCAGGUUGGUGGAGGCGGCCCCCCGGUGCAUGCCACUGCCUGUGUGGACUCCCUCUCUCCCGAACUAGAGCACUUCCACCAGUUACUCAUUAGCAUGGCAGGUUCCUCAGACGUAGCAGUCCCAGCCAUAUCAAACCUAACUUCCCCCUCCAACCCCUCCUCAGCCCCAAACACACAUGUCGUCUGUUCGUCCCCCUCCCAAAGCCCAUGUGCAUCCCUGCCCUCUGUUUCCCCCUCUGGGCCCUCCUCAACACACCUGCCGUCCCUCUCCCCUCUGCCCCACCACUCCAUUUCCCUCAACACUGACCACGAAGGACAUGCCUCUCUGUCUUCCCCCAUCGCCAUACCCCUCUCUUCCCCGCCACCCUUGCCUGCUUACAGCUCACUCAGUAGUCCCUCCUCCGUAGCAGCUGCCUCCGUCUCUCUCUCCCAGUCUUUGCUGUAUCCCCCUCUCCACUCGCCCCUCCCAGCGUCCCCUGCAUCCCGUCUGUCAGAGUCAACCCCUCAAAGUAGCGCAUCCCUGGGUGCAACACCUUGGAUGCCAUCAUCAUUAUCACCAUCAUCCACCAUCAUCAACACCCCCACUGCCACCACCACCACUAACACCACCACCACACUCAACUACCACCACCACUCCCCUAUUGCCACCUCCAUCACCUCCAACACAGUCACAACUUCUAGCACCACCACCACCACUACUUCAUCCCUGUCUGGUUCACUGCCACCUCCCUUGCCACUUGGUGACUGCCCUGUUGUCCUCACCCCCAUGGAGGGAGAGGACCUGGAGCCCCCACACUCUCCACUGGAUGUUUCAACGCCGCUCACCAUGGAUGGGAUGACGGCCCUCCACAUCGCAGCACAGGGCAACAAUUGGCAGUCAGUGCCAGUACUUGUGAGGUGCGGCGGCAGUGUUAGCGCUGAAGAUGAUGAAGGCCGCACCCCUGCUUACUUGGCCCUCCUGUAUGCCUGCACCCCUGCUGCCGCUGCCCUUCUAGCAUUCCCACAAUCCUUAGAGCACACCACCAAGGAUGGCUGCAACUACUUACAUGCUGCAAUAAAGUCAGCUGAGGCGGAGUGCGUGGAGGUUCUACUGCAACACAUCCUAGCCACCGAUGAUGGACCACACCUCCUCCACUGGCUGGCUAGCGGGCCUGACCAUCGAGGCAGCACCCCCUUGGCCCUGGCUGUGGCCCACCCCACUGCUGACCUGCUGGCUGCUCUUUGUCAUGCUGGGCUAGACCUCCCAGCCUUGCUGAGUCAUGAUCCCAGCUUGUUGAAACUUGCAUCUCCUGCCUGUCAUGCCCUGUUCUCCACUUCUAGUCAGAGUGAAAGCACUUGUUCUGUGUGGCUGGAGGGGCUGGACCUGGACAGGGUCACAAAUGGUGAUGGAGGCUGCAGCCACAAGCAAGAGGAUGAGUUUGAGUCAGGCAGCGGCAGCAGCAGCAGCAAUGAGUAUAGGGAGCGCUGGCCCAUUGGAGCGGUGAGGGUGACCACCACCACCCUUUGGGCUGUGCUGGAGGAGGCCCUCACCUCCCUUGCUCUGCACCAUCUUGACACACUGGCCAGAAGUCACGGCCCGAGUAGUGUCAGCAUGGGUGGGCGUCACAGCAGCGGCAGUGGCAGCAGAGGUGAGCGGCGGCGUUCAGACCCAUUGCAGGAAUUGGAGGUAAACUCACCUCACCUCGGCAUCACCAAGGCAGCGAUCAGUCACUUCUCCAUCGGCCACCACAGAUGGACACGGGGUGAGUAUGGAUUGGUCAGUGGACCGUGUGACCUCCUAGCAAACACUGGCAGCCAGGACAUCUGCAUCCACCUGAGAACCUUUGAGGCAGCUGCUUACUCCCUCCUUGUGCCUGUGCCUGUCCUCAAGAACUACCUAAGACUGAUGGAACAGUCUCAAUGUGUGGUGGUUUACGGCCCGAGGGACAGUGGCAAGUGCUCCCUUGUGAGGUGCCUGGCUCACCUCAAGGGCAGUGGCAGUGGUGUUGGAGUCACCAGGAUUGACCUUGCUCGGGGUCGGGCAGCCAGCUUGGAGUCAGUGCGUGGCGUGGCAGAGAGUGGCGGGAACUUGGUGUUGGAGCACGUCUCAAGGGAAGCCUGGCCAGCAGUGUGGGCCAUGAUGCAGGGGAUCUCUGGGGGCACAGUGCUGGUGACCAUGGAUGCAUGGCGGCGGCCAGGUGGUGGUCAGCUGGAAGGGGGUGUGCUGUGGGUACAACUCCGCCACGACCGAGAGCCAUUGGUCUCUACCCUCUCCCGCUCCCUCAUGCGCCUGCUAGCGUCCCAGCAUUCUGGGGUGCUGCCCUCGCCAGCCUCCCACACCCAGCGCAUUGUUGAAUGGGUCACUGCUGCCUGGAGCCGCCUUGCUGCCACACUCAUGUCCCUGGGCUUCUCUUCAGCACUCCAUGGUCCACAUCUCUUCACUCAAGCACUGUGUGGAGCUGUCAGCCCCAGGGACAUAUUGAGGGGUGUGAAACACCUUUGGAACUCUGUAAUCAGUUCUGAGAUUCGCACUGAGGUGGUGAGUGUGUGGCGGCGGUCCAGCGUGGGCGGAGAGGUGGAUGAGGCGCGUGUCACCAGCAUGGCGCUGUAUGUGGUGAUCCAGCGCAGCCUGGCCCCCGGCCUUCCCCUGCCACCCCCACAGGCGCAUGAUUUUCUGGCAUCGCUUGAUGGUGGUCUUGGGCGAUCAGCUUUUCGAGGUAUUAAGUCAAGUGUGCCAUCUUCCCGGCCCAAAGACCUUCCUUUGGACGUGAUUGGCAGCCCCCUUUGGACAGGUUCAUCACAGCAGGUGGCAGAGAUACCUCAGCAGAGCGGUCCUCCUGUGGGUUUGUCCUCCCCCACCUCGCCAGAGUGGGAUGAAGCAAACCUCACCAAGAUCUUAGGUCUGUCUCCCAUGGGCUACACGUGACUGUGGCAUCUUGUUUCUUGACUUACCUCAUAGGAUAUUUAUAGUUCCGAAUGACUGGAGACGUGGCGUUGCAUUCUUUCCCAGACAUUGCACAUGCCUUUGAAACUCGUUCAACAAACUUAAGGUUUCCUUCAGUGUUUUAGACUGUAUUAUACAGUGUCAACAGAGCAUUUCCUUGCUCUUUUGAUAGACACUAUUGAGAGAGAGAGAGAGAGAGAGAGAGAGAGAGAGAGAGAGAGCAGUUUUUAUUAUUUAAUGCAAAGAAAAGAUGGCUAAUGUGGUUGAGUUACAUCUGGCAUUAUUGGUCAACACUGGCAGUGUAUAGGUGCUAUGUGUGAUUGUUACUAUUUAUAGGCAAAUGAACAAAGUAGGCAAAUUUCUACAGAGUUUUAAGGCAUGUGUUGAAUGUAAUAGCCAUUGCUGAGUGGAUGUCUGUUUCUAUCAUUCGUAGUGAUAAUCACCCCAUCUCUAUCCCCCUAAUAUAUUGGAGCAGCUUGAUGUGAUACUUGCAUUUGUUCUUCCAGUGGUUUGCGCUAUUUUUCCUUUCUUGAUGCAGAGCUUUUGUACUGGUGGAGUGAGGAGCAACACCAGUGUGCAUGGCUGGAGGAGGACAGCAACUCAUAGCUUUAAUAUUAACCCUGUAAUGAGUGAUGCCCAGCCCCAGAAACUAGUCUAGGGUGAAAUAUGGCAGUGUGUCCCUCUCACCUGACUCUGUGUCAACUCUUAGGGCUUGUAUACUUAAUGCAGAAACCUGCCUAAGGAUUCCAAGUACAUGCCGAAUUCUGCUUAAUGAAUCACUGGUGACAUUUUGUAACCUGAAUCCCGCUCACUCUGUGAACAUCAUAUUGAUCUUCCACUCGAAAGCACUAAAAAACAAUCCAAUACUCCUUUUGUGUAUUAGAUUAUGUAUAACGUGGAGAUGUGAACUAUGAUAAUUAAUUGUGGGCUAUUUGCCGGUGAAUUUGAUCAGAAUGUCAUAUUCAGUGGUGUUAUGGAAUUUCCUUCUCUUUGUUUCACUCAAUUAUAAGUUGUGUGUGUUCGUGUGUGUGUGUGUGUGUGUGCGCGCGCGCAUGUGUGAGUAUGUGUGCAUGUUGGAAAUGAUAUUAAGCCAUAAAUCACUGAAAUAUGCAUGGGAGUGAUCAACAGUGGGUAAUGAUACUCUAGUACUUGAGGAGACAGCGUGUGCCCCUGAAGUAAGCCUAGGCCUCCCCGUGGAAGUAGUGCUGCAACUCAGACCUGAUCCCCCAACACAAUCUCAUUACAAGGUCUUGUGAUCUUAGGGACUGAAAAGAUGAAUGACUCCCAUCGUAUUAGUUUCAGCAAUACACUUAUUUUGCCUUAAAAAUUAGUCUGAAUAACAAUUGUGCAUCGGGAAUGAAAUAUGAAAGGAUAUGUACACUGUAAACACAUAUUGGUGGUACGAUGCUGAUAAUGGAGGAGUGGAAAGGUACUUAGACCAACUUGCUUUCAUCAUCAUCACAUGUUUUGUAAAGAGUUGGUGAAUUGAAGGGUAAAUUAGGUAGCUACUUCAGUCAUGUGUUGUAGACAAGGAGGAUCCCCUUGCAUGCCAUAGUUAUUUGUGUCACAUUGUUCUGUUACUUAUUUUUUACUAGAAUUUAUCUCAUCAUGGCUAAAGAUAAGUAGGUUACUUUAUGAAACUCAGCCUAUUUUUCAUAGGAACAUUAUAGGUUGAGAGGCAUUGAUUUGCUCACUGUAAAUUAUUGUACUGUAAUUUAAUAGGUUGAUAAUAUGCAAGAAACAUGUAUAAUAAUAUCAUCAUAUAUUUAUGUGGCAUUAGGCUCUAGAGUGUAAUGGAAAUAUAUUCCCAGAUGGAUAUUGUAUCAUUUGAUCAUUGCUAGAAGCACCUCUUGAAAGACUGUCAAGUAGUGGUUCAGAUAAAUCAGUGGGUGCCUUUGAUCAGGUGAAAAACUGGCCAUCUCACCAAUUGUUCAUGAACUCAGUAGUGAAAUGUGUAGUAUUUUUCAUCUCCCAUAACUCUAAGCCAUUAAGUUGUACAUGGGCAUCUAUACAUGAACUAGUGCAGCUACAACCUAUUCAUUCAGUCUUGCAAUUCCUCAAGGAGUUGUUUCAGUUUUGCACUGUUUACAGUCUGGUUCAGGAUGAGGUCAUGAAGUGCCAUCCAGGAAUAUGUUCUUAAUUUCUGCCUGAAGGUAUCCCUGGAGAGCCUGUGGCCACAACCUGGAGGAAGAAUGUAAAUGAUGUGUGAAGGGACACUACAGUAUUCUAGUGUUUCUCAAAACUAAGAGCCAUGUGUAUCCAAAGUGGGACUGUUCAGCUCCUGUUGGACUGAACCCACGAGAGACCCACUACCUGUGUUGGACAUUCCAGUACUGUCCAUUUGAUUCACUAUUCCUCUUCUGUAACAAAUCAGUCAUCACAAACUGCUAAGCAAGUUUUUCCAUUACUCAGGAUGUCUUAAGAGAGUUAAGCUGUCUUGCUCUUCAUUUAAAUUAGGUAUUUGUACAUCCCAUCCUCUUUAAUUGUUUUGCGAUUAUGGGGCAUUUUGUUUUCUCGAGAAUCUCUUUUUUUUACUACAACAGAAAGCAAAUACAGCAGGGAUGAGGGAGACUUUAGCAUCAACACAAUGUCUUGGGACAUUCGUGGUGGUUAAGAAAUAAAUAUAAACAAAGCUUUUUACCAUGAUUUUAACUGGACAUAAUAGUAGUACUGCUGCUGUUGCUACCACACCUGCAGUUAAGAAGUCGAAGGCAACAUACAGAUGUUCCAGGCAUUCAAUUGCUCCACGUGGUCCACUCAGUGACAGUACAUUCAUCCUAAUUUGGGUGAAAGGAACUUCAUUUUAAUCUUCUGUGAAGGGAGGUCUUCAUUCUCUGCAUUAAACUUCAUGAUUUACAUUUGUUACUAAUUGAUGUGGAAUUAUCUUUUGUAUCUUCAUGUAAUAGAAAUUUUCCAAAGAAAUUGGAAAGCUAAAUAUUUUUUAUGCAUUCAUUCAAAUCAUGUGAAGGAAACGGGCUGCAAAUGAUUAAAUUAUGCUUUCUUGUAAUGUUUGUUGACCUGUGAAUCAUGAUUUUUAAAAGUAUACCCUUAUUGAUAAUAGUUCCAAUGUUAAAGUUUGUCUGAAUGUUUUACCACAACAUUUUGUGUCUUUAAAUUAUUUUGAGUACUAGCAGAGUAGGUGUAGAUAGUAACCUGUUGUGCCAUGUGUCAUUGUACAGCAGGCAACAUGAUAUUGUGGCUGAUACUUAGAGCACAAUAGAGAUGAUCAUGUAGGCAGCUGUAACUUUUUGUUGUUGUGGGACACCUGUCAGACCUGAACCUAGGCAGUGUGCAUGGAAGACAGUCAUUGUGAUGUGAUACCCAAGUUACUCAUCCCAGGGUGUGGCGUGGCACACUGGGAGGCCAUCUGACCGACACAUUCAUGCAGCUUUACCACACACCUUUUUGUAUGUAUGUACUUAUUUUGUCAUCUGAACCAGUGAUAAGUCUUUACUGUUAAAUGCAGCAUUGUGUUGACACAAUAGACCACUUUCCAGUGACCUUUUUACUGUCAGAGGGCAGAGGAUGGUUUGUCUGGCUAACAAACACACCCAAGAGUCUCCAUGAUGGUGUAAAGGUAGAUUCUUUGUCAUUCUCAUUCAAAGGCAAAUGUUUGAUUGAAUCUCAGAAACUAAAUCACUAAUCUAUUCAAAGCAAACCUAUGAGUUCUCAAAUAUAUAUCAAACAAAAUGUAAGUAACAUGAUUGAUAUAAAUGAGCUCUCAGUGUUUCAGCACUUAUUUUGGUUUGAAAUAUGUGUAAAAUGCAUCAGGCAUUUAAUAACACUUUGAAAUAGAAUUUGAAUGAAUGAAUCUGCAAGUGGAAAGUGGUCUGUUGUUUGCAAGGCUGACCUCACUACCAGCUUGCCCAAGUCUGGUGUCUGCCUUACCAAAGGAGGAGGGAAGGUCCUCCUGCUAUUGUCUCCCCCUCAGUUUUGUAAACUGGCAUAAUUUUGUUAAGAAGCACAACUCAUUCUCUUAAGUUACAGAAAUCUUAAACAAUUGAUAUUUUAUUAUUUUGCUAGAAACAUUUAACUUUUUUAAUUAGCUUUAUUAUAAAUAGCAUUGAAUGAUGAAUGUGACAUUAUUUUACAGUAAUGAAGCAUUGAUCUGUGAAGAAGUUUACAAAAAAAAUUAAAAGUUUUGCUUGUCUAGGUGUUUCCAAUAUUUUUUGUACUGAGCAGGAACUUUGUAGAAUAUGCAAUACUUGUUUUGUUUAGUUUGAAUAUGCUUUUUGUUAUCAUUGCCAUAGUGUUGAUACCUCCUUGCAAGUGUAAUUUAUAGUUUUGAGUGAAGGGCUCAGGUAUGGAGCCUCAAGCAACUCUGUAGACACACUCAAGGUCUACCCCUGGCCUGCACCCUGCCCCUCCUCCUGCAGCAUGUGGUGUUACUUACACAACUGUGGAAUUAUCAGGUGUCCAGCAGAUGGGAAAGGGAGCACAAUGAGGCACUCUUAAUUUAGUGCAGCCUGCCUUUAGUGCUUCAGAGCAACUAAUCAUCCACAUGGGAACACUGAGCACCCCAGAAUGCCUCGCGACACUCUCCUAGAGUUUACUCAUGCCGUUUCCUUGUGCACAUCACAGCUAGAUAAGGUUCUAGUGGAUUCACUGAGCCAUUGAUCUAAGAAACAUUCACAGGACGAGCCCCCUUUCCUGAUGGCAUUAGCACAGGAGUAGAAAUGUUCAUGCAAAUACAUUUAUGAAGGAAAUGUGACUUUGGAUAUGCAAUGUAAGAAUGUGGCAAGUGAAGACAAGGAAGAACUAAGGCAAAGAAGACAUUCCUCUACCACACACUGGGAACUUUUUUUCCUCAUGAAGACAAGAUCUGCAGGGACAGCACAAGGGAGGUGAAGGCAAUGAGUAAAUGAGAAACCUCAUCGUAUAGUUUGGAAGUCACUAGAGAACAAUUCAGCAGAAAGUGGGGCAGUGAAUACCACGUGGGGAAGCUGCUGGGGAGGAGGGGAAGGCGAGGCGUGCUGGGCAGGGACAAGGAUGAACAGAAGUGUGCAUCACUAUCAGGAACAAGUUGCAUGAGAUGUUUUCAUCAAAAGAAUCUUCGUGAUUGUAAAUGUAUGUACAGACCACUGUGUAAACAAAAGGUAUGUAUUUUAAAAUGUACAAUUAAUGUAUUUAGCUAUAAUAUAGUGUACAGUUCUUUUUCCUAAUAAAAUGCAAAGUUACA